AUGUGCUUACCGGGCCACUUACAAAUAGCGCUCACAGACAACGAGUCCAUCGGAGGGGAAACGUGUGCCUCUACAGAACGCCGCACUUGUGUUCUCAGAAUGUGGCCUUACAACCCGUUGCGUGUCAAGCUAGUUGGUCAAUGGUAUCAACGUCCCGGGCUUUGUAAAGUUCUAACUGCUUCAGUAGCGUCGUGCAUUCACAUUCAAUACGGUUUUUUUCUAGCCGUAGGCAAUGCGUGGAUGCAUUAUUAA
Molecule: messenger RNA, 252 nt
Organism: Plasmopara halstedii
Lineage: Eukaryota; Oomycota; Peronosporomycetes; Peronosporales; Peronosporaceae
Exons: 2
Coding region: 1-252 (83 amino acids)
Source: RefSeq, a predicted model, not a curated record